This is a messenger RNA of Salvelinus fontinalis (brook trout), 2912 nucleotides long. RefSeq names its product piggyBac transposable element-derived protein 4-like. The annotation marks the transcript as partial. The record is from RefSeq and is a predicted model, not a curated record. The transcript has 2 exons. NCBI's taxonomy places the organism in Eukaryota, Metazoa, Chordata, Actinopteri, Salmoniformes, Salmonidae.
UAUCGCGGUCCGGACCGACCCCGCGCCAUCCGCCCGCCCUGCCCCGCCGUGACGCCGGGCCCCACGGCCUACGCCGCGUCGCGAGCGCUCGACAUCGAGUCCGCCUUCCGGCUGUUUGUCACACCGGCGAUAGAAAGGAUCAUCGUGGACAUGACCAAUCUGCAGGGGGUGAGAAAAUACGGCGACGGCUGGCGACCCAUGGACUCCACCGACCUGCGCGCCUACGUAGGGCUGCUGAUCCUAGCCGGCGUCUACAGGUCCCGAGGCGAGGCCGCGGCCAGCCUGUGGGACGCCGAGAGCGGCAGGACCGUGUUCCGCGCCACCAUGCCGCUCAAGGCGUUUCACAAGUACUCGAGGCUGCUGCGAUUCGACGACCGCCAGUCGAGACCCGCGAGACUCGCCACCGACAGACUGGCGGCCGUGAGAGAGGUGUGGGACCUGUGGGAGGAGCGGCUGCAGGCCCUCUACAACCCGGGGCCCGAAGUGACGGUGGACGAACAACUGGUCCCGUUCAGAGGACGCUGUCCUUUCCGACAGUACAUUCCCAGCAAGCCGGCCAAAUACGGCAUCAAGUCGUGGGUGGCCUGCGACGCCAAGUCCAGCUACGCUUGGAAGAUGCAAGUGUACACCGGCAAGGCGGCCGGCGGAUGCCCCGAGAAGAACCAGGGCGCGCGCGUCGUCCUCGAUCUGACCGAGGGACUGCCGGCCGGUCACAACGUCACGUGUGACAAUUUCUUCACCUCCUACGAACUCGGGCAGCGGCUCCUCGAGAGGAACCUCACCAUGGUGGGCACGGUGCGAAAGAACAAGCCCGAGCUCCCUCCCGCGCUGCUCCAGUCCAAGGGCAGACAGGUCUCGUCCUCCAGGUUCGCCUUCACGCCCACCGCCACUCUAGUGUCCUACCUGGCAAAGAGAAAUAAGAACGUGCUGCUUCUGAGCACGCGGCACGCGGAGCCUGACGUCAGCGAUCGCCGAGACCGGAAGCCGGCCCUCAUCCUAGACUACAACUGCAACAAGGGCGGCGUGGACAACCUAGACAAGGUGGUCGGGACCUACAGCUGCAGACGGAUGACCGCCCGCUGGCCCCUGGUCAUCUUCCACAACAUCCUCGACGUGUCCUCCUACAACGCCUUUGUCAUAUGGCGAGAGAUCAACCCCGACUGGAUGCCCGGGAAGCGGAACAAGAGGAGGGUGUUCCUGGAGCAGCUCGGAAAGGCGCUCGUGAAGCCCUUGAUCCAAAGAAGGCAGCGUCUCCCCCGCACCGAAGCCGCGUCCGCACUUGUCAAAGUCAUACGGGGCGAGCGUGUAUCCGCCGAGGCUCGUCCGCAGGCCCGCGAGCGAGCCGCCGGCCCGGCCGCCGCCGCCGCCCCGGCCGCCCCGCUGGGGGCGAGUAAGAGGAAGAGGUGUCAGGUCUGCCCACCCAAGAAGGACGCCAAGACACACACAGCGUGCUGCAGGUGUAAGAAAUACAUCUGCAAAGGCUGUUCACACCCAUACUGUCACACUUGUGCCCACUGGGCCUUUAGCCAAGACGGGACAGAGUGACCCCGGGGGGGGACACUGUGUGCUAGGCAUAAUAGAAGGACAACGGGAGGGUUAUGUAACAACAACCAUACCCAAAAGGCACAAUAUCCACAACCAAGGGAAGGUAGUGCAGGAGGGGGGGCGUUUUUAGAAUCAAUACCCAAACUCACACGGGGCCCAAGGGCAGUACGGGGGACAGCCUGUCACUUCGCACACAGGGCCCUUGGCCGUAAUGUUGAAUCUGUGAGUGUCCACCACAACCUCUCAGUUAUCCAAAACUUUAUGUUGUAUCCUGUCUGUGGAAUUUGGAGGCUGUGACAAUAGAUCCAGCUUUCAGUAGUGUAGCAAACCACGUAUCAGUUAUCCAACACUUGAUGUUCUAGCCAACGCACUAAUACAGGGAAGUACUUAUAAGUCAGUUUGGGUUGUUACAAGAGUUUACAUUUAUCAACACUGGGGAAGAGGUAUCAGCUAUAACAAGUAGGACUAUUAUGGGUAACCUGUUCAUCUUCGUUGCAACAAUCCACUUGUCUCUAUGUAUGCAUCUGUACGAAAAGCACAGUGUAAUCAGUGAUGGACCUGUGCUUGAAGAAGACUACCUGGGUGUGGAUGGGGGACUUGACCUUGACGGAGAAUAUCGUGGUAUGGAUGGGGGACCUGAGUUUGACGGGGAAAAUGGGGUUAUGAACGGAGGCCCUGAGUUUGUGAACGGAGGCCCUGAGUUUGACAGACCCGGAUUACAAGGAAAAUCUAGAGUGGCCCGCUCUAUCCAAGGUGGUUCGGAUGACCACUCUAUGCCUGACCUCAUUGGGGUAGAGAAAGGUUAUUGCUACAGGAACAUUUGUAGGCAAUUUGACACCUGGAACGUUACUUACCGGGUGACAUUGAUGAAACCAUACCAAGUGUAUAAACUUGAUGGUAAAUGUCUGCCUAUCACUCUAGUGCGCUACUACGGAAAAGGAAAGCCUGACGUCUCAGUGUUCUCUGUGGUGUUUAACUGGAAGACAACGUCUACUCAGUCUCUAAUACCCAGUGGAUCACAAUACAAGGCAGGUGUACAGAUCUUGGUGAAUUGUGCAUCUGGAAGAGACAUGGAUGGUCCCGGAACAGCCGUGGUAGAUCGGCCUUACUACGCAGCCUGUCCUGUGGACUGUACCGGAUACAACGUGAACACUGGUGCCAGACUACAUUCCCUGGGUCUCAGUGUACUGAAGACUGAAGGUGUGAGGAUGAUGGACUUGUCAUCGGUGUCACUGAAUCUGACACUGCUCCGAGAAAGUAUGGGGGAGAUGUAAUUAUCCUAACAGUUGAAAUGUUAUAUUGUAUUCAUUUGGUACUAUGGUGAUGUGGACCUCUUUUAUCAAUAAAGUACAGUUGGUAACACUUGA